GUGGUACCCGUGCCCUCCGAGGGGAUUGGCCGAGGGAGGCACCACCACACGCCAACUUCGCUCACUCUGAUGCCCCAGUAUUGGGGAGUGCCCCAGGGAGUGUGGUUGUGUGAGCCAAUGCAGCCAGCCUUGGGCAUCAGAGAGUCCUAAGAUCUCCGAGAGGGAGAGAGAAUUUGUGAACGGGCCGCCCGAAGUCGAUCACAUGGUCAGCUGGCUGUCAAACGGCCAUUGACAUGAACGAAGGAAAGCGCUGAUGGUUAGUUUUUUUCGCGUGAGGCUCCAUUUUGCAAAUAUCAUUUAGUCGUUUGUGGAUUUUGUUUUUAUGUUCGUUAGUGAUUUUAGCGAGUGGAGUGAAACUUCAAGGUCAUGAGAAAGAUUGACAACUACUAGCGGGCAAAACAGGAUCGCUUUCUCUCUCUCUCUCUCGUACAGUCUGAAUAGAGCCAUCAUGAAGUAAUGGCCACGAAGCCGAUGAAGACGUAACAUCUGAAAAUGAAUGAAUUAAAUCACUUAGAUCAUCCAAUGACCCAGUGAUCAAAUCAGUUAAUAUGCCACGAACACCUCUCCUCCCAUUUCCUUUUCCAUCUCCUCAUCUUCCUUUUCUUCUUCUUCCCCGUUUCAGUCACAUCUUGUUCCUUUCCAUUUUCUUGAGCGUUGUCACAGUGGGACCCUUGUCGGCUCAUGGCCUCGACGUGACGUCAUCGGGAGUGACGUCACGGCACCCUGAAACCCCGACUGUUAUUCUGUCACUAAAGACAGCCCCCUCUCAUGUUUUCACCACCGCGAUGCCACGGCUGAUUGAUGGCAAAUUACCGCCGAUAGCUAACGGAAGUGCCGCUCUCGUGACAUCACCGGCAAGUCAGGAUGUCGACCCGAAAGAAGCAAAGGAAGAAGAAGAAAAAGACUAUCCCCAGGUGACCAAAACAACGCAGAAUAAUCCAGAGUCAAGUGACCUCAAGUCAAGUCACCUUGUGGAGCCCUCGCCGGAGAAGCUGAUGUCAACAAUGAGGUCUCGUCGAGAAGAUGAAAUACUAGAAGAGGGAGAUGAUGCGGAUGAUGAUGAUGAUGAGGCUGCUGCUCGUGUUGAUGGGAAAGAUGAAGUCGUAAACUGCAAUUAUAAAGAAGUGGCUGAAACGAACGUGGGAACAGGCGCAGAUGAAGAUGAUGGUGUCGCAUAUUUGAAACACGAACGGAAGAAUCAUUCCAAUUUUGUUUCUGACAUCGAAGGAAAAGAUGUCUGGAUUCCAGAGAAAGCAGACUAUCUCCAUUCACGGGCUCGUCGAGAAGCAAUCACCCUCCACGGGCCCCUGUGGACUGACAAAAAUACGCUGUUUGUCGAACUGGUGGUCAUAGCUGACUACACCUUCUGUCAGAAGUACCGAGGAGGAACAGUGGACAGAAUUGCCAAGAUAGUUGGGGUCGCCAACUCGGUAUUUGCUCCUCUGGGCGUUGUGGUGGUUUUGGCCGACGUUCAGAUGUGGAGUUCAGGCGACAAGGCCAACGUUUACCCUUCGAAGGAACAAACACUCAAGUCCAUCAAUGAGUACAGAGAGAAUUUGAUCAAGGAGGACCCCAGGAAUUUCAAUGACAACGUCAUGCUUAUCACGACAAAAAUUGAAAAUGGUGCGGGCCUCGCCUCUAUCGGUGGAAUGUGCAGCGAACACAGAUCUGCCAGCGUUAUCCAAGAUGUCAGCGAUAACUUUCCCAUUGUGGGACUCGUGCUUGCCCAUGAGAUGGGUCAUAACCUCAACAUGAAGCAUGAUGGUCCUGAAGGUGGAGAGUACGUCCCAGGGAUAGGGAGGUGCGAUGAAUAUGAAAGUUCCAUAAUGCAACCAUCCGUGAGCUUACAUAGCUCUCUGGAUCUGGAGUGGAGUACAUGCAGCAAAAACUACAUAUCAACAAUGAGGAAAACCGAUGACGUAGACUGCCUGAAGAACAUUCCGACGGACACCUACAGGAGCGUCUGUGGAAACGGCAUCGUGGAAAGUGGAGAGGACUGUGACUGUGGCAUACCCGAGCUGUGCAGGAACCCCUGCUGUAACCCCACCACUUGCCGUUUCGCCCCAAGAGCUCGGUGCGCCUCUGGUGCUUGCUGUAAUACAGCCACUUGCCAACCGCAUGCAGCUGGAAAGGUUUGCCGCGCAGCAUCAGACAGUUGUGAUCUUCCAGAGUAUUGUUCUGGAAACUCUGAACGGUGCCCCGAUGACGUUCACAAAGGCGAUGGCUCUUAUUGUGGCUACUAUAGUCAGGGACACUGUUACAAAGGUAAAUGCGGUGCUCAUGACGAACGCUGCCAGAAACUGUGGGGAUCCAGAGCAACAGUUGCAGACGCAGUCUGCUUCAAAGACUUGAACAAGCUCAAUGACAGGCAUGGUAACUGUGGACAGGACCCGGUCACUAAGGAAUAUAUCAACUGUGAUGACCAGGCACUUAAAUGUGGGACUCUCUACUGCAACAAUAAUGGCCAUGAAAUGGUUGAAGGCAGCAAAAGGACAUCGUACCAUAUGAACAAUCAGUGGGUGGAAUCCUCUAGGUGCCAGUAUGUCGAAGGGUACAUAAGCCAUUACCCCAAGAAUUCCUGGCUUUCCCCAGAUGGCGCUAGUUGUGGAGACAGGAAGAUGUGCGUCAACCAGAAAUGUAUUCGGGUUCCUGGGACAGACGACUCGUUAGAAUGCAGCAGGAAGUGCUCAGGUCGUGGCAUGUGUAACAGCAAAGGGAACUGUCACUGCAAUCCAGGUUAUGCCCCUCCAGACUGCUCGCAACCAGGGUCCGGAGGGUCCUUCGACAGUGGACCUGCUGGGGAAGGGUCUUCAGGAGGACGGAAACCAACUAACCCAGUAACAACUAACCCACGUAAUAACUGGCCACUGACAACCAGACCAAAACUUGACACACCAAAGCCUGUGACUCCUCGUUAUAGAGAACCUCGACCAACAAUUCCUUACUAUAACUGGCCAAAAACUACCACGACUCCUCGAUCCAGAAGGCCAAAACCAACAAGGCCUCCUCCCAAGAGGCCCACAACCUCUGUUCCUCCUAGACGUAAAAAGCCACGACCAACUGGUCCUCCCAAAGUUAAACAAGACAAUCUAGAUGAGACAGGUAGAUCUGGUACUUUGUUCGAAAGUCCAGGCGUAAUUGCAGCAUUUGUCAUCUUAAUCUUUGUUCUGCUGCUGGUGAUACUGCUGGUUAUCAUGUGCUGUAACUGGGACAGGUUACGGAGGUGGUGGGAUAACACUGGGCGAAGCAAGGUUUCACCUGUUGCACCCAAGGCUGUCUCUUGCAUUGACAAUUGUUUCUGCGUUACUGUGUCGAAAGUUGUCAAGUGGGCGGUUUCUCAUGGUCCUGUGGGUAAAAUAUCAAAACCUGGCCAGUCUGACCCAGGAAUCAGAAAACCAAGAAAUAAAUCUCCAGGUUACAGAGUGGAUGUUCAGGUAAAGAGAAUGUCUCACCCAGAUUUCAUUGAUGUAGAGGGGCAAGACACUGAAAGGAUAUUGCAACAAAAGCCAUUCCUCCCUCCAGGGCUGCCCAAUAAGCAUCUGGAUAAUAUUACACGUCCAAAAUAUGAGCAGUCCAUAUCUGUUGAUUCCGGCUGCGUUAUUGAUGAUCGUUAUGAAUCUCCUGAUACACAAUCUACCAAUGUUUCUAUGUCUAGCUUAGUGAGUGUAUUCAGAAAUUAUACCUCAAAGACAUCUGGUGAAACUGUUCAAGCGGAGAACAGGAGAUCGUUUAUGCAGGAUCACUUGAAAGAGGUUUCUUUGAGAAGGCUUGUAACUGAUCCUCGUUCAGGUCACCCUAACUCUAAACAUGGUUUGCCACAACCCUACCAAAAGCCACCUGAUUCGCGUCACUCAGUUUCAGCUGACUUGCGCAUGAAGAAUACUAAUCCUCAUGAAAAGUUAGCAAACAAUAAUCAUGUGACUUCUGAUAAAGAUAGCAAGAAUGAUAAGAGUCUACCAAAUGUCAGUAUUCUGGGUAGUAAUACCAAGAAACCAAUAAUACCACCCUACAGGUCCAGGACUCCUCCAGCUAUGGCUACUUCUAGAGUGACUCCACCUAGAACUACUCCCCCCAGAGCUACUCCCCCAAGAGAAGCUCCACCGCGACCGCCAGUUCAUCAGGAUGAGGUUAAAAUAGUAUCUGGUAAAAGAAAAAGUGUCGGUAAAUCCAGGGACCAAGAUAAAGUCCACGUAAAAAGUGAAAAGGCAGUUAAUGAGUGUCCCAAAAAUGAUAGUAAACCCAGUGGACCUCAAGUUCUAGGAAAGAGAAAUGUUCGGAACUUAGCUCAAAAUUUCGAAAACUCUUGAAUUCCUUUGAGCAGAUUCUCAGCAUAGAAGUGUAAUGCAUGUAUAUGAUUACUGAAAGAAAGCUGUGUUUGGAUUGGAAGCUAGAAUGUAAACUCAAAGCUGACUUUUGUGUGGUUCAGGGCGAUCCCAAUAGACAUUAGAAGUGGUUAGGAACUUGGGCGUGCACUAUACACAGUAUGAUGACUGCACUGAUUCUCGAAAAGCAUUUUCAAGUGUGGGUCUUUCUACUCAAGAUUAGAGUGCUAAGGCAUUACUGUAUUACUUCCAUGAUCUCAGUUUUUCUUACAGUAUUACCAAAUGGAAGGAAAGUCGUCGUGUGCUAUAAGGUUAACAUGCUUUAUGAACGUUUUUAUUUUAAAGUGAACUAUUUAUCGAAACCCUAACAGACUGCAAGGAAGGAGGAUUCUAAUCUUGUUUGUGAUUCGUGGCUGGAUAGUAACACUCCAUAGUGAAUCUCUAGCAAGUGACACUUGGCAACCUCUUUGCAAGUCCCCCUUCGUAGUGGUCCUUGAUACAGCAUUUUGUUGCUGGGAACGAACUUGUACAAGUAAACCUACACUGCCAAAGUACCUCCUCAAAAUAUUCCAAACAUCUCAUUUGUAAUCGUAAGUUGUAUAAUAUAAGCCUUUUCUUGCCAUAGAGUUCUACGGAUUCAGGUUACAUGCUGUAAUCAGUAAUGAUAUUGUAUUAGUGUAUGCAUUUUCACAAUUGUAGUCACUCUAAUAAUGAUUGUUGUCAUUCAUGACACAAAUUCCAGGAUGAGUGCGGGCUGUGAUUAAGGUAUUUAUGGGAAUAACUGAGGUAGAUGUUCACUAGCGAAUAUAAAGUUCAAGUGACGGACACCCAGAAGAGUUUUAAAUAGGUAACUCAGUUGCUAAGUCAAAAGAUUGAUUGUUUGAGUUAUUUACUUCCCCAGGAAAUAUUGACGAUUGGUUGAGAAAAUGUGACUUGAUGAAGUUUAUACUCUUAUGUUUAUUCUGUGAUUAUUUUCUCUUCAUAAUAACAUAUACUGUAUUAUUUGUGAUGAGUGGAAAGGUCACUGAAUCGAAAUUUGAACAUUUAUGAAUUGUAGUUUUCCGUUCUUGUAAUGUUUUUGUUUUUCCAAAGUGACAGUGACUAGUACAUCAGUUAAUUUCCAUUUUGCUCAAAGUAGAUAUAUGUGUUUCUCUUUUCAGUAUGAUGUAUUUCAAUUCAUUUGGGAAUGACUUGAUGCACCAGUACUACAUGUUUACUUUUGUAAGCCUCAUGUUACCAAUGAGAUUGAUAACUUCUCCCUUUGUAGUCAACCUGAAUUUAUCAGAGGGAGUACAGUUUUUUUUCUUUUAUAUGAAGUCUUUAGUUUAAGUUUUUACUUUUUAGAAAUUUCGCUUUAUGUUCAUUUUUCACUCGAUGUUUAUCAUGUAUGGAUAUUAUCUGCAUGUAAAAAUAGGGGUUUUAAGUAAGUCAUUUAGAGAGGCCUGAAUGUAAUGCUUGAAGAUGUCUGUAAACAAUGAUUCUCUUGUCGAUAGUUGACAACACAGUUCCUGCUGUAAAAACACUGCUAUUUUUGUACUUUUAUAUGACCAGUUAUCCUUUGUAUGCUUAAGCUGAACUUUGCUCUUCACCUUAAAAUAAUUGACUCGAGUCAGUUGUUCACAUGUGCAUGUUAUUAUUUAUUUCUGUAGUUGUUUUGAAUGUCAGUAUUGUCUGAACUGUUUUUAUCACUUUCAAUCAUCAACUUUUUUAACUGUAUCCUCACCAUUUUUAUCAGUAUUAACUUUUACAUCAAUACCUUCAUUACUUUUCACUGGUAUUAUCAUCGACUUCCUCAUCAUUAUCUUCACCAUAGUUUACAGCACUAUCAUCAUCAGCUCAUUACUAUCAUUGUUAUUCUUUUUACUCCACUAUCAUCAUCAUGCUUGUUAUCAGUAUUAUACCAUUAUUUCAGGAAAGGUUUGGCCAAAUUAUUAAAUUUUCAUAUUGACAGAAUAAUUGAUUUUAUUAUCAACAUUCCCAUCACAAUCAUAUAUAUUACUUCUACAUCAUCACCAUCCUCAUCAUCAACGUUUUGAAUGUGUCUAGAUCACCAUCAAAAUAACUGCUUCAACUGGAUGUGAUCAUAUAUGAAAAUGAUAACUUUUUCCUGACGAUUUUUGCAGUUUACACACACACACACACACACACACAUACACACACACACACACA
Messenger RNA from Macrobrachium nipponense, 6491 nucleotides. RefSeq names its product disintegrin and metalloproteinase domain-containing protein adm-2-like. Lineage: Eukaryota; Metazoa; Arthropoda; Malacostraca; Decapoda; Palaemonidae. The transcript has 14 exons. Gene Ontology annotation, biological process: membrane protein ectodomain proteolysis. Gene Ontology annotation, molecular function: metalloendopeptidase activity. The record is from RefSeq and is a predicted model, not a curated record. Bases 549 to 4307 code for a protein of 1252 amino acids.